Aureobasidium melanogenum CBS 110374 is the source of this 822-nucleotide messenger RNA. RefSeq lists its product as uncharacterized. The record is from RefSeq and is a predicted model, not a curated record. The coding region runs from base 1 to 822 and encodes 273 amino acids. The transcript has a single exon. NCBI's taxonomy places the organism in Eukaryota, Fungi, Ascomycota, Dothideomycetes, Dothideales, Saccotheciaceae. Gene Ontology annotation, biological process: regulation of transcription by RNA polymerase II. Gene Ontology annotation, molecular function: DNA-binding transcription factor activity, RNA polymerase II-specific; RNA polymerase II cis-regulatory region sequence-specific DNA binding.
AUGGAUGAGUCAACGCCGUCCGUCUACCCACCGGUCCCGGAAGCCCAGGCUGUGGCGCCUUACCCAAUGCCUGCCUCGCAGGUCGCAUCAUCAACCGCCCCAGUCAUGUCGCAACCCAUGGCGCCCGCCUAUCGCAACUCCAACUCUCCUGUCUCGGAAUCCUCGCGUGCCGCCCCUGCCGCCAACAAGGCUUCGACCAAGAAGAACCAGUAUCCCUGCCCUCUAGCUAAGGUCUACAACUGCAGCGACUAUUUCACCACAUCCGGACAUGCCGCUCGUCACGCCAAGAAGCACACCGGCAAGAAGGAUGCCUUCUGUCCUGAGUGCAACAAGGCUUUCACUCGCAAAGACAACAUGGAGCAACACCGUCGCACCCACCAGAACGUUCGUGGUCCCUCCAAGUCUACCGAUGGCCGUGUGAAGAAGUCUACCAAGCCUGUACCGCGCAAGUCUGUCAGUGGACCAUUGGAAGCUGCUGCUGUUGCCCAGCUCGAAGACCACCCAGCGCAACAGCAACAACUUCCUCAACACCAGUUCCAAUCAAGUCAACAGCCCAUCAUGUCGACCAGCCCUUACUACAUCAAUCCCGACCCUAUCCAGCCUCUUCCUCAACCAAUCUUGUCUGAGUUCAACACAAGGCCUCCUCUCUACCAUCGCUCAAACUACCCGAGCUCUCUUGAUUAUCUCCCUGCUCAGGCCAGUCUGGUUCAAGACCCCGACCUCCACUACAGCUACCCGUCGCCUGGUCUUUCCAACGGUCUUGACACGCUCGCUUUGGCUGCCAGCGACCACCGUCGCAUGUCAGGCGAAGACUCUUGCUAG